UGUGACCGUGAUGAGUCUCCUUCCUUCCUCUUCUUCGGUGUUCUAACUUCCCUUCUUCUUCUCUGUCCCGAUAACUCCUUUUCCCUCUUCUUCUUCUUCUUUAUCCAAGCUAUAUCGAUCCCAACCGAAAAUCGUUUUGGUUGAUCCUUUGAGCGGCUUGAUCAGGAAGAGAGAAUUAAACGAGAUGUCAAACAAUCCGAAGAUCACAUGUGUAUCUUCGUCGCAUCAGAAUCUGGUGGAGAAGCUAAUGGAACUCCAGGAGAGGUUUUGUCAUCUUCAGGCUGCCAGGAAAGAAGGGCGGUUUAGUGAUCAUGCUAUUUUGGAAGCCCAAAUCUCUCAGAAUCUCCGUGAGUGGCAAGCAGAACUCAGUGCUCCUUCUCCAGAAUCUUCUCUUCUGGGUGGAAGUAUUAGCCAUUUCUCUGAGGAGAUAGCCCGUCUGUUGAAGCUAAACGACGAGGAGGACGAUGCAACUAGUUCGCUGAAGGAACACUCUGCGCCAAAGCCCGAGGGUUUUGCUCAAAGCUUGUGCCCUCCAGAACACUUGGAAUGGACAGAUGAGCCUUUUAUUCAAAGUCCUUUCAACGUAAAUUUCUCCAGUGGUUUUGAGGAUGCUGUUAAUAAUACCGAAACACAUGACCAGCAACUCCAUUUUGCAUUUCAAGAGUUCGAUUCAAGCAUAAACCCUCCUGAUUUCCAUGACCAAAAACUCAACAACUUGGAUAUAACUUCUCAGCUGGAUUACCAUCUUUCAGAAGUGCGCCAGGAAUUCAAAAACAGCUCUUCCGUUAAGCUUGAUGGUUCUGGCGAGUUUGAAAGUUUUGCUGAAUUUACUCCUCCAUCAAGUGUCCGUGUGCCUCCUUCUGCCUUUUUGGGACCAAAGUGUGCACUAUGGGAUUGCGCAAGACCUGCUCACGGCUCUGACUGGUACCUGGACUACUGCAGUGACUACCAUGGGAACCUGGCUCUUAAUGAAGAUUCGCCUGGCACAGCACCUGUUUUAAGACCGGGGGGCAUCAGUUUGAAAGAUAAUCUAUUGAUUGAUGCUCUUCGUGCAAAGACUCUGGGUAAGAAUGUUGGCAUCCCAGUGUGUGAAGGAGCUGUUAACACAAAAUGCCCAUGGAACGCAGCAGAGCUAUUUCAUCUUGAACUGGUCGAGGGUGAAACGAUUAGAGAAUGGCUCUUCUUCGACAAACCCAGAAGAGCAUAUGAUAGCGGAAACCGAAAGCAAAGAUCACUUCCAGAUUACAGCGGACGAGGCUGGCAUGAAUCAAGAAAACAACUGAUGAAAGAACAACAAGGCCAGAAGAGAUCCUACUAUAUGGAUCCACAACCUCCUGGUCCCUAUGAGUGGCAUCUCUUUGAAUACCAGAUCAAUGAAUCUGAUGAAUGUGCCUUAUAUCGACUAGAACUCAAACUAACUAAUGGAAAGAAGAGUCCUAAGGCAAAGGUUGCCAAAGACCCUCUAGCUGAUCUGCAGAAGAAGAUGGAGAAAAUGGGACAGUUAACACCUGAGGUGGCUUCAGACAAACCCUCUCCUCCAACCAAAAGGAACAGUUGAUCUUUGCGCCUUUUUAUCUUGAGAAUUCUGAGAUGAGUUGUAAAUUCUUUUAGCUUCGUUUAUUUUUCCCUCUGAAACCAUUAGUAUUGUGUCAAAAAAGUUUGUACUGUCAUCAGUAUUCCAAAGUUCAGAGAUUACUCAUAAGUUUCAAAGCUAAAAUGUCACAUCUCAAC
Molecule: messenger RNA, 1731 nt
Organism: Eutrema salsugineum
Lineage: Eukaryota; Viridiplantae; Streptophyta; Magnoliopsida; Brassicales; Brassicaceae
Product: transcription factor VOZ2
Exons: 5
Coding region: 185-1558 (457 amino acids)
Biological process (GO): regulation of DNA-templated transcription; positive regulation of long-day photoperiodism, flowering
Source: RefSeq, a predicted model, not a curated record